UAAUUUAAUUUUACAUCGGAAUGUAAACAACCAAAUAUGUUAAAUAAGGGAAUCGAAAAUAUUUACACACAACACAAGACAUUGAUUGAAGAAUUAUUAGAUCAAAUUCUCAAAAUAAAAUUAAAAGAAAAUUUAUAUCCAUAUUUUGGAUCUAUUAAAAAUGAAAAGUUUAGCGACAUUGUAAUAUAUAUUGUUGGCGGUUUGACAUAUGAAGAGAUAUUAGCAACAUACAUGUUCAAUAAAAAUAACAAUUCUGGACCACAAGCUAUGCAAGUGUUAAUAGGAGGCACAAAUAUUUUGAAUAGUCAAAUGGUUCAGGAACUUGAUCGAAAUCGACUUUCUAAGAGGGGCGAACCCUCCCUUGGUCCAAUUACCCCAGGUUUUUAGAUACCUUGGAUCAAUUUUCUCAUUCUUCAAGUGGAAUAUAAAUGAAUUGCCAGCCAUUAAUAUUUUCUAUGUUUAUUAUGUUAUUAAGUUUAUGACAUAAUUUUAU
Gordionus sp. m RMFG-2023 is the source of this 493-nucleotide messenger RNA. Its product is annotated as vacuolar protein sorting-associated protein 45-like. The record is from RefSeq and is a predicted model, not a curated record. The transcript is spliced from 4 exons. Gene Ontology annotation, biological process: intracellular protein transport; vesicle-mediated transport. NCBI's taxonomy places the organism in Eukaryota, Metazoa, Nematomorpha, Gordioida, Chordodea, Parachordodidae. The coding region runs from base 37 to 387 and encodes 116 amino acids. Gene Ontology annotation, cellular component: Golgi membrane.